AUGCCAACAAGCUUGAGAUCAUUUUCAGCGGCGGACUACGUGGUCUUCUCAGCAACUCUGUUGGUCUCGGCCGCUAUAGGAGUGUUCUAUGCGUGCAAAGGAGGUGGCCAAAACAGCACCAAGAAGUUUCUCAUGGCCGGGAACGACAUGAAGUGCCUACCACUGUCUCUUUCCGUGCUGGCGACAUUUUUCUCGGCUUCCACGUUGCUUGGGACUCCAGCAGAGAUCUAUCAAUACGGAACCAUGUACUGGAUCUGCAGCUUUGGGGCUGUUUUGGCUCCUCUAACCGGGGCCCUGUUGUUUGGGCCUAUGUUCUUCAAACUGAAGGUUGUUAGUGUCUUUCAGUAUUUACAGCUCAGAUUUCGCUCAAGGGCGGUGAGACUGUUUGGUGCCUUCAUCUUCUUGCUGAGAACUAGUGUGGGUAUGGGAAUCGUCCUGUUCGGGCCAUCUACAGCUCUCAGUGCAGUCACAGAGUUUCCAGAGUGGGCGGUGAUUGUCACAGUGGGCGUGGUCUGUACUUUCUACACAACGAUUGGUGGGAUGAAAGCUGUCAUCUGGACGGACGUGUUUCAGACCUUGGUCAUGCUGGCGGGCAUGUGUGCCGUCAUUAUACAGGGUUUCCUGGUGGACGGCGGAGCGGCACAGGUUUGGCAGGACAACUAUGACGGCAGACGGGUGGAAUUCUUCAAUUUUAGCUUUGACCCGAGAGUCCGACACACGUUUUGGUCGCUACUGAUCGGCAUCUUCUUCGUGUGGCUGCCUCCCUACACGGUUGACCAGCAGAUGGUGCAGCGAUUUUCCUCGGCCAGAUCGUUGACAGACGCCAAAAUCGCCAUCCUGAUGAACAUCCCUGGCAUGUUCCUCAUGAUCAGCUUGUGCUCACUCACCGGGCUGGCUCUCUUCGCGCACUACUCACGAUGUGACCCACUUAAACUCAAGGUUAUUGCUAAUCCAAAUCAGUUACUUCCGUAUUAUGUCAUGGACAUUUUGGGAGGUUACCACGGACUGUCGGGACUGUUUAUCUCUAGUUUGUUUAGUGGCGCCCUCAGUUCGGUGUCAUCCAUGCUCAACUCGCUGGCUGCGGUCACAUGGGAAGACUUCCUCAAACCGAGCUUCUCCGAGAUCUCGGACUCCCGAGCCACGAGGAUCACCAAGGUAUUAGCUGUAGCCUAUGGCUGUGUGGGUGUGGGACUGGCCUUUCUGGUCAAGGAGUUGGGCGGAACAGUCCUACAGGCGUCUCUAACGUUGAACGGUGCUACAGGAGCGCCCCUAGUGGGCCUGUUUAUCCUGGGAUCGUGUUUCACUAGUGCCAACUGGCAGUGGAGCAAUCUUGGGUCUCGUGUCUCUCUGUGGCUGAGUAUCGGAGCUUACACCUCGCCACCACUCAGCUUCAAACUACCAACCACUACAGCUGGAUGCAACCUUACAGGCAACGCGUCCCAGUUUACACUGGCCCAAACUUCGGAUUAUGCCAAUUUCAGCUUUCCCAGCACCGACCAGUUAGUAGGUAUUGACAACUUCUAUGGGCUGUCCUACUUGUGGUUCUCAGCCAUUGGUGUGAUUACCUGUGUGGGAUCUGGUUGGUUGAUCAGUUUGCUCUCAGGUGCCACAAAAUCAGAAGACAUUGAUGUCAGCCUACAGCUGCAACUGUUCAAACAACUCCGCCAUACAUCAUCAUGUUGUCCAACAACAUCA
Candidula unifasciata is the source of this 1695-nucleotide messenger RNA. Lineage: Eukaryota; Metazoa; Mollusca; Gastropoda; Stylommatophora; Geomitridae. The record is from the annotation of a GenBank genome assembly.